Molecule: messenger RNA, 933 nt
Organism: Aegilops tauschii subsp. strangulata
Lineage: Eukaryota; Viridiplantae; Streptophyta; Magnoliopsida; Poales; Poaceae
Source: RefSeq, a predicted model, not a curated record
AUGGUGCCGGUGCUGCUACAGGCUCCCGUUGCCCGAUACCGGCACGUCCACUUGGUAAGGUGCGCCGCCUUCGUCUGGCUUGAUCGUGGUGACGCGCUCGACCCUUGGGUGUUCGUCCUGAAGCCACCGUUGCCGGUCGGGCGCGGGCCCAUCCGCGGUGCCUGGAUCAGCCAUGGGAACCUCGUCCUCUACUCUCCCGGGACGCGCUCGUACCUGUACCGUCGAUUGUCGACCGCCAUCCGCGGCAGCUGCGCUGGCGCACGCAACGCCAUUCUUUCACAAGAGUUCGCGCUGCUCCGCUCCAUCGUGGCCCCGCGCGCGCCCAGCAGGCUGCUUGUGUUUGGCCUCUCGCCGCAGCUCCUCGCGCUCGCCGCGGUCAGCUCCGGGCAGGGCGCUGCCACCGCCUCCGUCACCGACAACGCCGAGGACGCGCGGGGCGUGCUCGUUGGGCGUGUCCCCAGCAGCUCGGCGGCCGUCCAUGUUUCAAGGUACCCCGACCCGGCCGGGGAGGCGUGGGCGGUGCUGCGGCGCGCGAGGUCGAGCCCGGUGUGCCGGCGCCCGACGGGGACGGUGCGCAAGUUGGGCUGCCGGCUGGUGCUGACCUCCUUGCCGCGGGAGGUGCUCGACGCGAGGUGGGACGUGGUCGUCGUCGACGGGCCGAGCGGGGCAGGUGAGGUCCCGGGGGGCCGGGGAGGAUGGGCGCCUUGUGUACACCACGGCCGCGCGCGUGACGGGGCCGAAGCGGUGGACGUGACGGUGCACGAGAUGAACCGGACGACGGGAAGAUCUGACGCCACCGCCAAUCUUCUCCACCCAGCGGCGCCAUGGCUGCCGACCGACGAGCGCCUCAUCGCGGCUGCUGGCCGACUCUUCCAUUUCCGGCUGGCCAUGAGCAUUGGAACUGAAGCUCCGGCUAUGGCUAUGUCUUCGUAG